Messenger RNA from Phacochoerus africanus (Common warthog), 5278 nucleotides. RefSeq names its product transport and golgi organization 6 homolog (gene TANGO6). Bases 59 to 3346 code for a protein of 1095 amino acids. The transcript has 18 exons. The record is from RefSeq and is a predicted model, not a curated record. Gene Ontology annotation, biological process: protein secretion. NCBI's taxonomy places the organism in Eukaryota, Metazoa, Chordata, Mammalia, Artiodactyla, Suidae.
CCAUGCCGCUCCGCGCAGGCGCCUGCGCAGGUCGCAAGACGCGCGUCCCACUCUAGUCAUGGCGGCGGCCCGACAAGUAGCAGGCGGCAGGGCUCUGGAAACGUGUGGGAUGGAGCGGAUUUUGGAGGCGCUGAAGCUGCUGCUGAGCCCGGGAGGAUCAGGCUCAAGUUCACUACAAAUCACGAAACAUGAUGUCCUAUUGGCUACGUUGAAAUCUAACCUUUCUGCUUUGGAGGACAAGUUGCUGAAGGAUCCUCACUGGAAGGAAUUGAAACUCCUAAGGGAUGCAGUUGCGAAUGAGGCGGAAUGGCCGCGAGGCUCUGCGGACAUCACCUGGGCUUUUACCGCCCAGACCUUACUGUUGCUGUUGUGCUUGAAGGAAACCAUGAUGCGCCUUGCGGCGGGUUUCAAUCCGGGUAAACCCAACCCGAGGACGCCAGAAGCCGCCCCUGCCCUGAGCCCAGAUACACUCAGUGUGUCCCAGCAGAAGACCGUCCAGUCCGUUUUGCAGUUUGUAGUUACCCUGGGGGUCUGCCCCUAUCUCGUGCCUGGUGUUGGAGUCCCUUUGAAAUGCAGGACUGAGUUUGGAGCCGUUGUUCAGGAUGUGGUGUGUCUCAGUGCUGCCCCCAGUGCAGCCCGGAGACUGUACACCAGCUGCAGCGUCCUCCUCAGUGUUGCUCAGAACGCGGCUCUGGGGAGCUUGAUUUUCUGCCGCCAUUUUGGGGACAUUGCAGCAGGUCUCUGCCAGCUGGGGUUCUGCCCAACCGAGAGAAAAGCGCUAAAUCCUGAGGAAGAGGUGUUAACUGAAGAGGAAAGAGCCCUGUCUAGGGAGGCCCUGAGAGACAUCUUGGACCAAGUAUAUCAACCAUUAGCUGUCCGAGAAUUACUCACCCUCCAGGGAGGAGCACCCCAGUCCUGCACAGAUGGGAAGACACAAGUUAGGUGUCGGGCCCCAGCAUGGCUCCGGCGUCUGUGUGGGCAGCUCCUCUCCGAAAGGUUGAUGAGACCCAGUGGUGUUCAGGCAGUAGUUCGGGGCAUUUUGGAAGGAGCAGGUGCUGGGGCAGCUGGCGGGAGCGAUGCUGAGGCCACAGCUGCCGACUGGAAGAAGUGCGAUGUGAUUGCAAAGAUUUUGUCCUCUUGUCCCCAGCAGUCUCUUUCACCAGAGGAUUAUUAUAGAGAUAUCUGCCCCCAGAUUUUGGAUUUAUUUCACUUUCAAGAUAAGUUGACAGCACGACAAUUUCAGAGAGUCGCCACUACUACCUUUAUUACUAUGUCAAGAGAACGCCCACAGCUGGCAGCAAAGUAUUUACUCCAACCAGUGUUGGCUCCUCUUCAUCGCUGUUUAAACACAGCAGAGAUUCCAGAGGGUGACAUGGUGCCAGGAACUGUUUUGGUGACAGAGGAAGAACUUAGUAGAUGUAUUGAGGAUGUAUUUAAGGUGUACGUGGUCGGGAAUGACCCUGUAACCGUUUUGGUGGAUUCCCUGCUCCCUGUGCUGGGAGUGCUCUUCUCUCUCUACUGCUUUACCAAGCAGAGUGUGUCUCACACCAGGUCACUUUGCCAAGAGAUCUUAUUAUGGAUCCUGGGGAAGCUGGAGAGGAAGAAAGCACUUGCUAGCCUGAAAGGAUUUGCAGGGUUGGACAGAUCUGUGCCUUCUCUCCAUUCUCUGUGUCACUUUAAAGCUGCCGCUCAAGGGGGCAUUAUGAUUACCAUCAAAGAGGCCAUUUGUGAUGAAGAUGAAGAUGAAUCCCUGUACCAGAAGGUGUCCUCAGAGCAGUGCCAGGUAGAGCACCUUGGGGACUUACUGUCCCACUGCCAGGAGUGCGGUUUGGCAGGCGACUUCUUCAUCCUCUGCUUGAAGGAGCUGACUCAGGUGGCUGUGGAAAAUGAAGCAGAGUUAGAAACAGAGCCCUUUUCCAGCACAAGCCUCUUGGAAUUAGAGCAGCACCAGACUCUGCUUGUGGAAGACCAGGAGCGGAAGCUGCUCGUUCUCCAGCUGGUGGCUGUUCUGUGCGAGAGAAUGUCUGAGCAGAUAUUCACAAACAUCACUCAGGUUGUGGACUUUGUAGCAGCAACCCUGCAGCGAGCCUGUGCAAGCUUGGCCCACCAGGCGGAGAGCAGCGUGGAAUCACAGACACUGAGCAUGUCCAUGGGGCUUGUGGCCGUCAUGCUGGGAGGAGCUGUUGAGUUGAAGUCAAGUGACUUUGCCGUCCUGAAGCAGUUGGUGCCACUGUUGGAGAAGGUCUCCACCACCUACCCUGACCCCGUCAUCCAAGAACUGGCCAUUGACCUCCGCAUCACCAUCUCUACCCACGGAGCCUUUACCACUGAGGCUGUCAGUGUGGCUGCCCAGAGUACCCUGAGCAAAAAGGAUCCAGAAGGGAAAAGGGAAGAGCAGCAACAAGCCAGUCAUGAAAGACACUGUGACAUGUCUCCUAGCCACCUCGAACAACAGCAAAGCCACGACAUGUCCAGACAAACAGGCCUGAAACCUAAUCCUCCACUUGUUCCUCCGGUCGUCCGUGAGCCCAGCAUCACUACAAACCAGAAAUCAGGAAGCCUAACCGCAGAGCAGCUCCAGGAAGCUCUUUUAUCAGCUUACGACCCUCAGAUUCCAACAAGGGCUGCUGCCCUGCGAACUCUUUCUCGCUGGGUAGAGCAGAGAGAACCAAAAGCCCUUGAGGUGCAGGAGAAAUUUCUCAAGGUUUUCUUGGAGAACUUGGAGCACGAAGACACCUUUGUAUACCUGUCUGCUAUUCAAGGGGCUGCCCUGCUCUCAGAUGUGUACCCUGAGAAAAUCUUGUGUGGCUUAUUGCAUCAAUAUGAUGCUGGUAAAGACAAGCACACGGCAGAGACCAGAAUGAAAGUCGGGGAAGUCCUGAUGCGAACUGUCAGGGCAUUAGGGGACAUGGUCUCAAAGUACCGAGAACCUCUGAUCCACACCUUCCUGAGGGGAGCAAGAGAUCCAGACGGUGCUCACAGGGCCAGCAGCUUAUCCAACCUUGGAGAACUGUGCCAGAGGCUGGACUUCCUGCUGGGCUCCGUGGUUCACGAGGUAACAGCCUGCCUGAUUGCUGUGGCUAAGACAGACCCUGAAGUUCAGGUGCGCCGAGCUGCCAUCCACGUGAUUGUGCUGCUGCUUCGGGGACUCAGCCAGAAAGCUACUGAGGUGCUGAAGGACGUCCUCAAGGAUCUCUACCACCUGCUGAAGCAUGUGGUGCGUUUGGAGCCCGAUGAUGUGGCCAAGCUCCAUGCCCAGCUGGCCCUGGAAGAGCUGGAUGAGAUAAUGAGAAACUUCCUGUUCCCGCCACAGAAGUUGGAGAAAAAGAUCGUGGUCCUGCCAUAGACCAGCCUCAAGGGCUGUGGAGGAGGCAGAGGGACCCAGCAGCCAGGGCAGUGCCCAAGCCCUCCAGCAGGUGGCCCCACUGCCUCUUUGGUGCGGGCAAGAUGGCUGCCUUGGCGGGGGUGGGGACGUCUCUGGUCAUUUGUGUCUUCAGGCUGAGCUUCUUAAAGCAUCUGUUUAGCCAUCCUGCAUCCAGCCUGAAGUGUGUGCCUAUAAAAGAGAAAAGAUUACAAAUCCCACCAAUCUGCCCGUUUUUCACCAUCCUGUAGCAUUUAGAGAAGGAUGGCCACCUCGUGGAAGAAUACUUUUAAUACAACCACUGACAUUUGAUUAAGUGACCAUUCUCUUCUUGCGAUUUGAGUAGAAGAGGGUGGCCACCUGUGUGUCACAUAUCUUGGAUUUUCUUCUUGGUGAGAUUGUCCCUCCUGUGAUGAGGAACAGCCAGAGCCGUCAUCUUUGGCUGGUCAAGACGCAUCUUAGGGUAUGGAGAUGCAGUUGGAGGUAGGAAGGGAAAGGAAGCUGUUAUAAAACCUGCAAAAAUGGAAUAAAAUUGUCUUGACUAGAAAGAAUAACAGGUCUGCAUCUGGAUUUCUGCUGAGAUGGAAAGCUAUGGCCUUGAGGAGGAUCUCAUCUCCAGAAAAGAGAACCAACCUGCCUGAACCUUCCAAAGGAAAAGGGUAAGCGCUGUGUUUGUCCCUCUGAGCCGUUUUCUUUCACUCUCUCUGCCCCUGUUUGGAUAGAGGUGCCCUGAUUACAGGAGAAAAGAGCCACAAACAUCUCACAUGAGAGCGUUGAUGUCCUGCCUUGGGUGCUCUGCUCCUUUAGAAAGAGGAAUGCUUAGACGGUGUGUUCCUACUUAAUGCCUGUUGGAAAGCGCAUUGCAUAUUGGUCACCUGAUGCCCAGUUUAUUGAAGACAUUUCACAUGGGGCGCUGCAGACGCCUUUUUAUCUUUUUACAUAUUUUGGCCACUGAAUUUUGACAGCAGCUAAAAGACAGGACGAAAAGGAGACACUGGCUGAAUGCUUCCGACAAGCCCUCUGGGUCCUCACCCCUUUGGCGAGGCUGGUCAGUCCUCAGCUCUGCAGGACUGGAUUUUAACACCUCACACAGGUUUUAUCCCCACUCUCUGCUGACCAGGGCCAACAGAACCAAAAUACAAUGUUCCAAAACUCUCAGGUGACUAAAGGAUCAGUCCACAAACAGGCCCAUGUGCCAGUUAACAAGAGGCUGUUUCCCUCUGGCCAGACUGCAGACACGGUCCUUGGCUUUGAACCAUGUGGUGAGCAUCCCUUUAAAGAGGACAGCGCACAGACAACCAGCCACCACAGGUUAGCCUAGCGAGCGGUGAAUGAGCCCGCAGGCAGUGAGGUGUUUCGAGGGGUAUUUCCGUUCAUCUAAGGUAGCUGGAUCAUGGCACCCUCCAAAUCAACAAUGUCUAGAACUUCAGGAUUGGGCUUUCAAAUCUGAAGACUCUCCUUGGAACCAGCUGAAUAUACACUGAAAGUUUUUCUUUCUCGGCCUUUCUCUAACUAGACUCUAUAAAACCCACUGAAGAUGAUCAAAUUGGGUAUAUUAGACAAUUGGUUUAACUUAGAACUUUAUUUGCAUUCAGUGCAUUCGGGUUCUGAGGACAUAGCCUAAUGGAUCGGCUUGAAUCGACUACGAAACUCUCUAGUCUCAGGAGUGCCUCACGCAGCAGCCUAGUCCCUUUAUCUCCAUUUAUAAAUUGCCUCUUAAUUUGAGUUAUUUGGCAAGUGGCUAAAAGUAUCUGUUCUUUAUUGAUUUUGAUGGAUUCCCUUUCAGAGAGUGACUUUUUCUGACCUUGUUACCAAAUUCAAGGGAAAGGAAGAUAUCUCAAUGUGACCCCCCCUAAACACCAAACAGGAGCAAAAUAUUAAGAGCUUCCAAAUGAUUAAAUAAUUCCUCCAUGUUUA